Molecule: messenger RNA, 828 nt
Organism: Cladophialophora psammophila CBS 110553
Lineage: Eukaryota; Fungi; Ascomycota; Eurotiomycetes; Chaetothyriales; Herpotrichiellaceae
Exons: 2
Coding region: 1-828 (275 amino acids)
Source: RefSeq, a predicted model, not a curated record
AUGACAGGUUACGGGGCUUUGGCAGCAAUGAUGGCUAGCCAUCAAAACAUUGAAGCUUUCAGGAAAUUCUCCAGCAUGAACCUGGAGAAUAUUCUGCAUAUGCAAGCCGAGCUGCAGCAUCUCGAAGUGGUGAUCAACGAGGUGAGGAAGAUACCAGGGUUGAACAGCUUCGACCGGAUCUGGAUCGAUGACCCUGAGAGCAUGUCUGAAGAGGACAUCCGCCGAAUUUUUGAGCGGUCAAGGACCCUGCUGGACCAGUAUUAUCGAGCUCUAUUGAGAACAGCAAGAAUCAACGCGCUGCAGCAACCGCGAAAAGACAACCUUCAGCUCCGCCGGCAAUGGUACGACGAAGAAAGUGGUGGCGACCAGUUCUUGUAUGGGGUGGAAGCGGGCAUUUUCCGAGAUGCGAGCAUUGAGGCAGACCUGCUAACGCUGAAUGAAAACAUUGGAAGCAAAGAUGCUCUAGCCAACUUUCUGAGCGAAAAGGUGGUGCCGCUAUAUCACCGGGUAGUAGGAUAUAAGCUUCACCGGUCCAUGGCAGAGAAGGCAUUUGAGCGGACCUGGGAGUACAGACCAGAAACAUUGGUGCAGGUUGGGAAUACGAUAUGUAUGCUGUUGUCAGCCGUGAUCCCGGCAUUGUCAAUCCUGGUGCUGUUCAGCGUGAAAAGCAUGGCAGCACGCCUGGUUGCAAUCAGCAUGAUGAGCUUGGUGUUUUCAUUGGUGAUGAACGUGAUUGCUCAGAGACGAGCCGACGUCUUUAUGUCCACCACAGCAUUUGCUGCCGUGCUGGUGGUGUUUGUAGGCUCAGCAAACGUUAUGGGUGGUUGA